This is a messenger RNA of Apis cerana (Asiatic honeybee), 1134 nucleotides long. Its product is annotated as cytidine deaminase. Gene Ontology annotation, cellular component: cytosol. The record is from RefSeq and is a predicted model, not a curated record. Gene Ontology annotation, molecular function: zinc ion binding; cytidine deaminase activity. Lineage: Eukaryota; Metazoa; Arthropoda; Insecta; Hymenoptera; Apidae.
UUUUUGACAAGUAUCAAAAUAGUAUUGAGUAUUAAGAUAAUGGUUUUCUAAAUAAAUAUCAAAUUAAAACAUUAAUUUUUUACGAUAUUUAAUAAUACAUACUAUAAUGAGUUCAGAAGAAAUUAUUGAUUUUGCGAAACUAGAACCAGAUAUUCAAUCUUUGAUAAAGAAGACUAUAGCAGUUCGAUGUAAUGUAGAAAAUGCAUCUUAUCCUGUGGGAAUUUGUGCAGAAAGAACAGCAAUUGUUAAAGCAGUGUCAGAAGGAAAAAGAAAAUUCAAAGUUUUAACAGUAGUAGCUGAUAAAAAAAAUAAUAUUUUUACCACACCAUGUGGAUUUUGUAGACAAGCUAUUGCAGAAUUUGGUGACAUACCAAUUUAUUUAACAGGACCUGAUAUGAAAAAUGUGUUAAAAACGACAUUAAGCAAUUUGUUACCUCAUGCUUUUGGAAUUGGAAAUGCAAAAUUAUUGCAAUAAAUUUUUAAUGAAAGAGAUUAAAUCAUGUAUAUUAAUAUUUGUUAAUAUUUCUUUAAGUUCAUUUAUCUUAUAUAUUAAUUAUUUUAUCAAGACAUAUUCUGUCUUUUAAUGAAAAUAUAUAAUUAUUGUUGUUUUGUAUUAUAUGAAUUUGUCUAUAAAAAUUUGAAUGAAUGACUGUACUAAUGUGCUAAUUGUGAUGUUAGUUUUUAUAUAUACAAAUUUCAAUAAAUACAAAGACAAUCCUUAAGAAAAAAAUAUUGUUACUAUAAUCUUAUUCCUGAGUAAAUUUUUUCUAUGUUUACAUAAAAACUGAUUAUUAUAUAAUUUUUGAAGUAUGUUCUUUCUAAUUUACAUUGUACUUUAUAAGCAAGAAUAACAUAAGUAUUAUAUACAAUCAAUAUAAUAAUAUAGCUUAUAUAUGUACAUGUUCUAGUAGUAUGACAUUAUACAUAAUUAUUUCUUAAUAAUAAAAAAUGCAAAAACAGGAACAAGACUGCACAUGAUAUAUGUUAAGUCCCCAUCUACGAAAAUUUUUGUUUACCAAAAGGGACACCUGUAAAAUAAAUAAUUUUAUUAGUAAUGAUUAAUAAUAAUUGAUCAUUUAUAAAAAAAUGUAUUAUUUAUAUAUUAUAUAAUUAACAAAUAAAUAAUGAAAAUCA